This is a messenger RNA of Trypanosoma brucei brucei TREU927, 1410 nucleotides long. RefSeq names its product mitochondrial processing peptidase alpha subunit, putative. The transcript has a single exon. Gene Ontology annotation, molecular function: metal ion binding. Lineage: Eukaryota; Euglenozoa; Kinetoplastea; Trypanosomatida; Trypanosomatidae. Gene Ontology annotation, cellular component: mitochondrion. The record is from RefSeq and is a predicted model, not a curated record. Bases 1 to 1410 code for a protein of 469 amino acids.
AUGCUGCGUCAUUGUAUUCCACGUUUAGGCAUAGCCAAAACAGUCAUAAAAGACAAUUAUUCACUUUCAACACUCACCAAUGGUUUGCGUGUGCUCACAUGCGAUGAUGGUAAUGGAGUCACGGGUAUGGGACUCUUUAUGCUGAAUGGUGCCAAGUUUGAAAGUCCUGACAACGCUGGUGCUGCUGCGGUGUUUGAAGCCCUUCCGCUACGUGAUAAUCAAAUUUAUACUAGCCGUGAGAUCAGCCAAGCAUUGAGUGGCCUCGGUAACGCUUUUAAGGUGACGAAUAAUAAAGAAGCUCUCUCCGUUAUUCUCAUGCUGCCGCGAUACCACCAGCGUGAUGGGUUGGAGCUUCUUAACGCCAUGUGCCUCCACCCCACGCGAAAUGAGGAGGAGUUUCGCAUUGCAAAGGAGAAAACACACGAGCGAACAUUGUUAUAUGAUCGUGACGCUACCAGUGUAUGUUUUGAGCUUGUCCAUGAAGCGGGAUGGAACGGUAAAGGUCUGGGACAUUCCCUCAAUCCAAAAAAGGAAGAACUCGACAAACUUACGUUGGAGAAAUUUACGGCAUUCCACAGCGCCUGCACACGUCCAGAGCGUACCGUACUAGCCGCGACGGGAGUGGCCGAUCACAAGUCGUUUGCUGAAGAGGUGGAGAAGUUGUUGCGGUUCAACAAUGCAGACGUAGCGGUGCAGGCAAUGCCGCAGCUGCAACCCGGUUACUACCCCUAUACGGGUGGCAGUCGUUUGGUCCACCGCACGGAGGCUCCAGAAAGCGUGAAUAAGUUUCAAGAGAAGAGUUUGAGUCAUGUGGCUCUCUUCUUUCAGGGCGUACCAAUCAACCACCCGGAUUAUUACAACAUAAGUGUGAUUCAAACACUUCUUGGCGGGGGCACAUCGUUUAGCUCCGGUGGUCCUGGUAAAGGGAUGCAGACAAAGUUGUUCCGUGAGGUGCUUAAUAGGGAAGGUUUCUUACAUGGGCUAGAAUGCAUCACUGCGUGGUAUAGUGACGGCGGAUUGUUUGGGCUUUAUGGUACUGCCCCCCAUCAGGCCGUUGUAUCGCUUCUUAACGUAAUGAUAUAUCAAGCGGCGUCUAUUUGCCAACGGGUUAGUCCCACGCAUUUAGAAAUGGCGAAGAAUCAACUCCGCUCGCAGCUCAUAUUGCUAGGUGAGGGGAGAGAACAACUCCUCUCUGAUAUGGGUUUCAACUUGGUUGUGCACAAUCACAUAAUAACAGCCACGGAAACAAUGGAAGGAACACGCAACAUAACAUUGGAUGACUUGAAACGUGUUUGCGCUGAUAUGAUAAAAAAGCCACUCACAUUCACUGUGUAUGGCGACACGACGAAGAUGCCAUCACAUGAGUCCUUGGAAGAAACCGUUCGCAAAACUUAUGAGAAACUAAACUGA